GGAAGGACCAGGAGACAGGCGUGCGCGUGCUGCUGCUGCAGCCUGUGUCUUUAAACGCAGGAGGAGACGAUUGUGUCUCUGAGAUGUAGCCUGCCUGGCAAAUCUGUCCAAACCCACCUACUCCCGCUCACUGUCAUCACCCCGCUGAGGACGGAAGGAAGGAAGGGGCUGGGAUGCCGAUGGUUUCAUCUGGGUGGCGCCUAGAAAGGAAAGUUCUGUGUGUUUUUGGUUAAUGUGUCACAGAGGGGUGCUCUCACAUUCACAUCUCCCACCGAGGCUCCGGACUGAGCGUCCUCUACGUCCCCGGAGACGGUUUCCUCAAGAUCCACCCGCUGUUAAAACAACUCAGCACGGAAGAGCCAAAACAGAAAUCUUAAGAAAUGGAUCAAGAUAAUCCGAGCCAAAGCCAGACGCAAGAAGACAACCCAAAUGGAGCAGCAGAAGCUUUACCAGCACCUCCGGCUCCAGGAUCAGGUACAGCGGCUCUAGCCGCUGAUUCCGCUGCUGCUCAGCCUGCAGGUCCCACCAGGCCUCGGCGGCCCCAGAGGAGCACCAGAGUGGAGGGCUCCGUCGACAUAUCAGAACCCAAAGCUGAACCCAGUCCACUGUCUAACCAGGAAGAGUGCUCUCCUGAUGGCACAGUGGCAAGUCGUCCCAAACCCUCCCGUGGUCCAGCCGUCAAACCCUUAGGAGAGCGCACCGGGCCCAGCAUAAAGGCUGGUCCUAAAGGUCCAGGCCACCACCCGGUUAGGGCUGCCUCUGUCCCCCACCCACCUGCCAGCAAGCCUGUGCCUCCUCACCUGAACCCUCAUGCACAGAGAGCCCUCUCUGUAGCAGGCACUGCUGACACUCAGACCCAGUCUGUGGAGGACUUCAGGGUGCACAUCAUCACUUGGAAUGUGGGUUCGGCCACGCCACCUGAUGACAUCACUUCCUUGCUGGGGCUGAACGUGGGUGAUGGAAACACAGACAUGUACAUUAUCGGGCUGCAGGAAGUGAACUCUAUGAUUAACAAAAGGCUGAAAGAUGUCCUCUUCACAGACCAGUGGAGCGAGGUCUGCAUGGAGAGACUCAGCCCCUUUGGUUAUGUGCUGGUGACCUCCCAACGGAUGCAGGGGUUGUUACUGCUGGUCUUUGCCAAGUACUUCCAUCUGCCCUUCCUCCGCGGAGUCCAGACUGAAACCACCCGCACUGGCCUGGGGGGUUACUGGGGGAAUAAAGGUGGUGUGAGCGCCCGCAUGUCAGUGUUCGGCCACACCAUCUGCUUCCUCAACUGCCACCUGCCGGCUCAUAUGGAAAACUCAGAUCAGCGCAUGGAGGACUUUGAGAGCAUCCUGCAGCAGCAGCAGUUUGAGGGUCAGGCGGCCACCGGGGUUCUUGACCAUGAUGUUGUGUUCUGGUUUGGGGAUCUCAAUUUCCGCAUUGAUGACCUGGACAUGCAAGUGGUAAAAUCAGCCAUCGAUAACAACAAGUUUCCAAUGCUGUGGGAAAAGGAUCAGCUCAAUAUGGCGAAAGACAGUGAGACAGUGCUGGAGGGUUUCCAAGAAGGGCCACUGAAAUUCCCUCCCACCUACAAGUUUGACGUUGGAACAAAUACAUACGACACAAGUGGGAAGAAGCGUAAACCAGCUUGGACCGACCGGAUCCUGUGGCGCCUGAGAGCCACCGCACCUGCCGGCCCAGUUCUCGGAGCAGGGAAGCGUGGCUCCAUUUCAGGGCUGACCAGCGGGACCAAAGUGACACAGCACUACUACCGAAGUCACAUGGAAUACACUGUCAGUGACCACAAACCAGUCUCCUCCAUCUUUACCCUGCAGUUCCCGUACAAGGUUGAUAUUCCCCUGAUCACACUCAUAGUGGAGGAUGAGUGGAAUAGCAUCGCUGAUGCCACAGCAAAAUUCAAAUUGGCGCCCAACUUCUCUCGCAGCUCCUGGGACUGGAUCGGGCUGUAUAAGGUGGGCUUCAAACACCAUAAGGACUACGUGGGUUAUGUGUGGGCCAAGCAGGAGGAAGCUGACUUUCAUCGACAAGAACAUCAGGUAACCUUUACCGAGGAGGAAUUGCCCAAAGGCUCAGGGGACUUUAUCUUGGGUUACUAUAGCAACAACAUGAGCACCAUUGUGGGUGUAACAGAGCCAUUUCAGAUCCAGCUUCCCACUUCAGGUCUCGACAACAGUUCUUCAGACAGCUCUGACUUCAGCUCUGAGGACGACAGCACUGUUGUCCUCAUGAAGACGAGGUCCCGCAGUCCGAGCCCACGCAAGAGCAAGCACCGCAGCCAUCGCAGCGGCAGCGGCAGCCACAGCCGCUCCAGCAGCCCUGCACAGACCAAAAUGAAAGCUCUCAAUGUCACUGAUGGUUCGCCAUCCAGCACCGGUACAACAGCUGAGAGUGAGUCCACAGGACGUCCAGCAGAGGGCAGCAGCAACCAGGUGUCUGCUCCUGGGGAGAAAGAAAAAGACACAGGGGAUUCAGGGCUGUGAUGCACAACCGAGUCCUGCUGUUAUCACAGGUCACAUAGCCAGCUGUCGUGUCUUUUAUUAAAUACAUCCAUACACUGUAUGUUUUCUGUAAUGAAAAUAUACAGUUUCUGAUGCCAUCCUUUUCAGGAACAGCCAUCUGGUUUGUCCAGAAGGCUUACUUUGCCUUGAGUUGUUCUAUUAAGCUGUGCACAUUGUAUAUUUUUUAUUUGUAAACCUUUCACUCUCUCCUGUGUUUCUUAUGCGUUUGUCCGUUCUCAGGUGUGGACAGUACAGGGAGCUGACACCUUGCAUUAGGAAAUACUCAAGGAUUUAUGGUCAUGUAGAGUAAAGAUUGAUUACUUAGUACUUUAUAGGAACCAUCCUCCCUGUAUUCCGACGAUGGUUUGAAACUCUGCACUGAUGUAUCAGUCAUGUCAGCAGACUGCAUACAGGCAUUAGAAAACGCUCUUUGAGAGAAGGAAUAUGACAUACUUGACAUAGACAUUGCUCACAAAUCACUAGUUUGCUUUAGUUGUGGAACAUGUAUCAAUUAUAAAACAGAUCCCCUCAGACCAAGAGGACCAUAGAGACAGUGCACAGCAUCACAAGCUCAGUCAACAGUUGCUAACAUUAUUCGUUUCUGCAAAUCUGCAAAUGGAGAUAGCCAUACAGUUUGACAUGGCAGUAUGGCUCUACGCUAGCAGAUAUUCCCUGCUUUGGAAAUUCAGCAUACACUACACAGCAACAGGAUACAUAUCAUGCAGGUAGCAUUUCAAAUGAUCCACCAAUGGGAAUAAAGUCCUUCCAGGGUGCAUAAAAACAGGGAAGAACCAAAGUAGGUGGAGACUCGGGUUCAGGGGGCUUGGCCCCUAAUCAAGGCAACAGAGCAGCAUGUCAGCGUAGCUAGUGUAUGUGAGCGUAACGGCCUUUAAAUAGACCACCAGAUCGGUGCAGUGGGAUGUGAUGGGUGUGGGAGGCUAGCUGUCAUCAGACACUGCAUAGCUGUCUUGCCAGAACUAGUUCAUGAAGUGUUCGCAACUAGCUCUGCUGGGCCAACUACAGUGGGAACCACUACAGCAAUAUCUGACACAGGAAACGUGCAGUAUAUUGCUUUGAAAUGGGCCUUAUCUAACUUCACAGCAGCAAAGUCACUUUUUCAGAAUCCAAAAAACACAUGCAUUUGUUUUGAAUCAGUUUUCAAUACGUAUUAAAAGUUUUGACUGAUAAUCAAUCUGUAUAUGUCUGACAAAUGUGAGCAGGAACUCUACCAUGUAGAGCUACUACAGCACUUUGCAUUAUACUGCAAGUAGUAUAAUCCAAAGCUGACAUGUUCCACUGUUGUGAAAUAUUACAACACUAUGUGAUAUUUCAAAUAAAUGAAAAGGUCAUAUCUAUUUAUCUCUUUUUAUAUGAUUUUGACUUUUGCUUUCUUUUUUAAGUUCACCGUUCGUGUGUUUGUGUUAUCUCUCGCUCAGAUCCUCUCUUACUGAUCCUGGUGAUUAGCUGACUAGUUGUGUUGCAUUCUUACCCUGUGACCUCUGAUGCACCAUCUUAGACAUUUUGUACUUUUGGGCUGUUAGUGUAGGACAGUGUAUACUGUUGUAGCUGUGACCUCAGUGUGUAUGUCUGUAAUCAGUUUUUGUGUGUAUGUGUUUUUAUGGACCUGUGCGUAUGUGUUUUGGACGGUGGAGGUAAUGUGCGUGCGUGCGUGCGUGCGUGCGUGCGUGCGUGCGUGUGCAUGUGUGUGUGUGUGUGUGUGUGUGUGAGGGAAUGGGGUGUGACUGUGCUUGCAUGGUUUGCUGCUGGACAUACUGUACAUUCCGGUACUGUGAUUUUUGUGCCGUAAAGUGCUGUUUUUGACUCCUCUUUGUUAUAAUCGUGGCUGUGAAAAUUGUUAGAAAAACAUGGUAAGGACAGUAUAAAAAUUUAACUUCAGUAUAAAUGUUAGGAGAAGAACAUGCAGGACAGUUAUGCUUGCAUAAAUCUGAAAUUGUUUCAAUCAUUUCAUAGUGCAUUCAUGUAUUUUCUUGAUUUUGAAAUGGAAAAUCUAUUGGACCUUUGUGUAGAGUAAUAUGUUUAAAAUGUUAAAGAUUGUAUGACUUUGUCCUACUUUAGGUCAUUUAGAUAAGUAUGAUCAGUUCUGCAGUCAUGACUUGUGACUAUCUAUUGUGAAAUGUUAAUGAAAAAAAUGCUCUGUCUACAGAAUGUUAUUGUUUUGUAAUGAUGUGGCUAAAAUAGAAGAAAUAUGUAUGUAAAGGACUAAUAUUAAGUAUGGUAGAAAAGACAAAAUAGGAGACAAUCUAUGCCACAAAGAUUAUUUUACUUAAAUUAUGUAUUUAUUUUCUUAUUUAACUGUUAAAUGAGCCUGAAUUCUGCUGGCCAGUGAGGGAGCAUUAUUUCAAUGGAAAUGUCAAAAUGAUAUAAGAGAAUAUUGAGAAUUAUUUUCUUUUUCUAUUAGGAACUAUGAAGAGACAGUUUGAUUUCUCCAGUUUCCAUUUUAGUAGAGUCAAAUGUUUUAUUGUCUGAAGUGUAGAUUGUUUAGUCUACAGGUCUUUGUAAAAUUGUGGAUAAAUUGGGCAAAAAAUAGAGCAAGCCUGUGAGAUAUUGAUUGUUGGCACAUGGAAAUGGUUUUUAUCUGUGUGGAGUCAUCUGAUCAGUGAGGCGACAAGGUUUUUUUAGGGGUUGCUUGCUUUGUUCUCCAACCCAAAAAACUAGUGCACCACUGUCCAAAGAAAUAAUAAACUCCCCUUCAAAUUG
Molecule: messenger RNA, 5219 nt
Organism: Chelmon rostratus (copperband butterflyfish)
Lineage: Eukaryota; Metazoa; Chordata; Actinopteri; Chaetodontiformes; Chaetodontidae
Gene: inpp5jb
Product: inositol polyphosphate-5-phosphatase Jb
Exons: 13
Coding region: 381-2483 (700 amino acids)
Biological process (GO): phosphatidylinositol dephosphorylation; negative regulation of peptidyl-serine phosphorylation
Cellular component (GO): plasma membrane; cytoplasm; ruffle
Molecular function (GO): phosphatidylinositol-4,5-bisphosphate 5-phosphatase activity; phosphatidylinositol-3,4,5-trisphosphate 5-phosphatase activity
Source: RefSeq, a predicted model, not a curated record